AAUAAAAAGCAAAUAUUUCGUUUUGCUGUAAACAUGAUGCAAGCACCCGCCGUUUGGCCCGGGGAGGAUCAGCAGCCGUCAUUGCUGGACCAGGAGGAUUCCCUAUCCAUCCAGGUUCCUGUAUCUGUACCCUGCCCAGCAGAAGAGGACAUCCAUGACUGCAGGUCAAACAGUGUCAAGCCUCCCUGGAGUAAAUCCAAAGGAGAGCUGGUCAUAGUGAUAAACGACAAACUGAAGAAUGGUAAUGGGAUCCACUCGGCUUCUGCAGAGAGCACCUCGCCAGUCAUCUCUCCUCCACCCAGACGACAGCACUCUAUCUCUUACCCCCAUCACGGCAAGACCAGGAAGGGGAGCAGGGCGGGCUCAUUCGGCUACACCGCCUUUUCGCCAAGGCCAUCAAUUUCUCGACACUCAAGCAUCGCUACUGAACCUCCAUUGGACCGGACCAAAGUCAAAGACUACCUUGUCCUGUCUGUUCUGGCUUGCUUUUGCCCGGUUUGGCCCAUCAACAUUGUGGGCUUUGUUUACUCCAUCAUGUCCAGAAACAGUCUGGAGCAGGGAAACCUGGAUGGGGCUGUGCGUCUGGGGCGCGUGGCCAAGAUGCUCUCCAUGGUGUCACUGGUAGGAGGGUUGGUCAUUAUCAUCGCCUGCAUUGUCAACCUUGCCAUCAAUGUGAAAACCUGAGUUUGAUCCCAGGGUGAAACCGGAUAAGGCAACUGACUGUCUGGCCCCCCACCUGCAUCACCGCCAUCUUUACUGCCUAGUCAUUACCUGGAUGUGUGACAAAUCUGCACCUGAUAUUCAGCUCUUAAUUAUGUUCUGUCUAUAUGAAUCCCUUUUUGCUCCUAGUAGACAGUGAAGUAUGCUAAUGGGGGUGGGGGGGACAGGAGUAGACGGACUGAUCAGUCUCCUUUAUGUUAUAGUCGACGCGUUCAGAAUGAUUAAGAUACACCUCAGUGCAGACAUGACUGAUAUGGUGGACUCAAACAAGUUAAUGUGGGUUCUUGCAGAAUGUUAAGCGUGAGGAAUAUCCUAGCUUCAACGCCACACGCAAGUAGCAACACCGUCUGCCACGUUCAUCAUCCACUGCACCAACAAAAGGACACAUCAGAGCUUCAGCUUGCUACUAAAUCGCAUCGGACACGUGGAGUGGCUUUGGGAUUUGUUUGCCCGGAAUUGCAGAGGAACAAGUACUUUGUCCUUGUGUCAGACUUUGACAUUCGUGACUCUUGCCUACUCUCUGUGUUUGAGGACAAGUGUCCAAAAGAGGCUUAUUAAGGAUGGGUGCUAAAAUCAAAGGGAUUACAUAACCAGUCUUGCACAGACCUCUGUCACCACUGCACACUAACAUAUGUGCCAAAAAA
Molecule: messenger RNA, 1364 nt
Organism: Thalassophryne amazonica
Lineage: Eukaryota; Metazoa; Chordata; Actinopteri; Batrachoidiformes; Batrachoididae
Gene: prrt2
Product: proline-rich transmembrane protein 2
Exons: 4
Coding region: 34-684 (216 amino acids)
Cellular component (GO): membrane
Source: RefSeq, a predicted model, not a curated record